CAGGGGUGCCUGAUUUAUCCGAGUAUGGGGAUGUGUACGAGCUAGGAUUUGGAUUGGGACAUGAUAAGCCUCCAACCAGUGCUUUGGUGAAGAAAGAAUUUCAACGCAAAAUCAUCUAUCCUUUGAGCCCUCAUGAGGUACACAAAUACAAUAAUAAUAUCUAACUACAAAAGAAAUAAAAGGACAUGCUAUUGCUAUGUUGCAUUAAUUAAUUUUCAAGGCAUAUGAUUCUAAUGCACGUGCAGCAUUCCUAUUGCCAUGCUAAGGAGUAGAUCAAGAUUAAAAUCAUAAAUACCCACUACUACUAUUAUUGUUAUUAUUAUAGUUUAUAUUAGUUGAUCAGAGACAUCUUUUAGAUUUCAACCAGUAUAUGAUUUUUUAUACGUUUGUAUUGCUUACCUUAGAAGCAUAGGAUUUUUCUGAUGGCUCAGCUGAAUACAUUUUGUUAUAUGCAAUGCUAUUAGAAUAUUUCAAUGUGACUUGCUAUGGAGCAGUUGCUGAUGGGAGGACAGAGUCUAGCUCUGUAAGCUGUAAGCUCUUGACUUGCAUCUAAGAACUCAGUGAUGGAGGAUAACUUAGCAGGAUUUGUAGCUUCUUUUGACUAUUUAUGCAUUUUGCCAAUGUAAAAUAAAACUAGUGUAGCUAGAAGCAAGUAAACAUCAUGUUCUAUGUUAUGGUAUUAGUAUCACUAGGGAUUUAAGGACAGAGCUUAUCUAAAUAGUUCCUAGUAGGGACAAAUUAUUAUAAAGGACUUAGCCGUCUGUUUUGUAUUUCCGGGUGAUUUCUUUAAAUUGGUUUUCAUUUUUCACUUAUCCCAAGUUUUAUCUAUUUAAGAAUCAUGCCCUUUCACACUUUCAUUUAGAAAUACAAAUACUUACUCUGGUUAGGAAGUUGGAGAAGUCAUGUCAGAAAUGCGAUUAUAAUAUUUAAAACUGAGGAUCUUUUGAAAUUUGUCAGAGAUGCAGGCUAGGAAGCCUCUUUUAGUUUUAUAUUUAAACAUUAGUCACUGUUGUCAGUAGAUAAACAAAAAUAUUGAUUCUCAUUUUAUUAUAAUCAAUGUUUUAAAUUGCGGUCACAUUUGCAGUUUUAUCGUGGUUCUUGAUAUUGCAGAAAAUUAUGCGGCCCUCAUUGUGGUCAUGGAGACCCCAUUGCAAUCAAAAUCGCAGUCGCAGACAUUUUUUUAAACUUUGAUUAUAACAAAUUAUUUAGUAGUUAGUACUAUAUGCUUAUAUGGUAAUGGUAAAAUUUGAGGCAAAAUUGCCAACAAGUUACAGUAUAAUGUUGCUAGGCAUUCUUGGCAGCAUGGGAAGAUGCAUGCUCUCAUACAGGAUCCUCAACUUUCUUUGGCCCAAAAGGAACAUUCUUUCUUGGUCCAGUCUCAUUUUCGGGGCCCUGCCACAAUAAUGGGUCCCCAAAGAUAGAGAUAAUGGGAACUUUGAAGGCUCCAAUCAGCCUCAAUGACUUCCCCACCCCCUGAAUGGGUUGUGUUUAAGAACUUAUUCGGCUUCAAUCUCACUGGACUCAAUAGUAAGGCAACUUUGGAUGCUCAAGGUCAAGAAUCCUGGUCAAAAGCUGCUUGCUGCAGGGUCAUGAAAUGCCACAAGGAGUGAAGUUUGAUGAUAUAACAACAUUUUUAAUAUAUAAGAAAUUCUGGCAGACAGAGAUUCUCAAUGAUGCUUCUGACUUUGGUGACUAUGAAGUGCUCUAUGUUCAUUAUCCAGGCCUUCCACCAUCUCCACCUUCAAAUGUUCAUGGUAUAGAUGUUGCACCAUACCCUGGUCACGGCAACAACGGAACAAUAGUGAAACCUUCGGGAGUAGAUAUCUCAGGGAAGAAAAAAGAAGGGGGUGGUGGAAGAAUGGUUAUUAUGAUCGAGCUGUCAUCUUUUACUGCCUUUGUUCUAUUCAUUGGAGUUGCCUGGCUUUGUCUCUUGAAAUAUGGUUCUUGCACUCUCGAACCUGAACAAAUUCCAGAUGACAAAAUUUCAUCCUCUUCAAAGCAAUAAGGUAACUUAAAAGUACUGAUUCUGUCAAAAUCUUGAUGGCACUUUAGAAACACUAGUAUGAAAAUUUAUGUUUUCUAUAAUGUCUUUAAACAAGUAAGCAUCAUAGUGAUUUAUUUCUUGCAAUCACAAAUACUUCUAUCCUUUGUUUGAAAUCUUGUAAUUCUAAGUGAACUGCUUACACCAUAAAAUGAAAGGGCUG
Messenger RNA from Glycine soja, 2204 nucleotides. Its product is annotated as receptor-like serine/threonine-protein kinase ALE2. The record is from RefSeq and is a predicted model, not a curated record. The transcript has 2 exons. Bases 1595 to 2005 code for a protein of 136 amino acids. Lineage: Eukaryota; Viridiplantae; Streptophyta; Magnoliopsida; Fabales; Fabaceae.